Messenger RNA from Eubalaena glacialis (North Atlantic right whale), 4314 nucleotides. RefSeq names its product ectonucleoside triphosphate diphosphohydrolase 1 (gene ENTPD1). Gene Ontology annotation, cellular component: plasma membrane. The coding region runs from base 114 to 1655 and encodes 513 amino acids. NCBI's taxonomy places the organism in Eukaryota, Metazoa, Chordata, Mammalia, Artiodactyla, Balaenidae. Gene Ontology annotation, molecular function: UDP phosphatase activity; GDP phosphatase activity. The record is from RefSeq and is a predicted model, not a curated record. Gene Ontology annotation, biological process: nucleoside diphosphate catabolic process. The transcript has 10 exons.
CCGAGGGUCUGUUAUAUCUCUGUUCCUUGAGUACCUCUCUCACUGAGACCGACCACAGCAAGCAGAGGCUGAAAAAUAAAGAGCAAAGAGGAAGAAAACAAAAGCUGCCAAUUAUGGAAGAUAGAAGGGAGUCUGAAGUGAAGAUAUUUUGCUCUAAAAACAUACUGGGCAUCCUUGGCUUCUCCUCUGUCAUCGCUGUGGUAGCACUGCUCGCUCUGGGGCUGACCCAGAACAAACCACUGCCAGAAAAUGUUAAGUUUGGGAUUGUGCUGGAUGCGGGCUCUUCUCACACGAAUUUGUACAUCUAUAAGUGGCCAGCAGAGAAGGAGAAUGACACAGGGGUGGUGACUCAGAUAGAAGAGUGCAAAGUAAAAGGUCCUGGAAUCUCAGAAUUUGCUCAAAAAUUAAAUGAAAUAGACAUUUAUCUGACUGCAUGCAUGGAAAGAGCCAGGAAAGUGAUUCCAACAUCCCAGCACACAGAGACACCUGUUUACUUGGGAGCCACGGCAGGCAUGCGGUUGCUCAGGAUGGAAAAUGAACGGUUGGCAGACAAGAUCCUGGCUGCGGUGGCAAACAGCAUCAGCAGCUACCCCUUUGACUUCCAGGGUGCCAGAAUCAUCACUGGCCAAGAGGAAGGUGCCUAUGGCUGGAUUACUAUCAACUAUCUGCUGGGCAGAUUCACUCAGAAAUUGAGUUGGUUUAACCUGAAACCAAGUGAAGGCGAUACUCAGGAAACCUAUGGAGCUUUAGACCUUGGGGGAGCCUCUACACAAAUCACUUUUGUGCCCCGAAACGAAACGACUGAGUCUUCUAACACCGCUCUGCACUUUCGUCUCUAUGGCAAGAACUACGGUGUAUACACACACAGCUUCUUGUGCUAUGGGAAGGAUCAAGCCCUCUUGCAGAAACUGUCCAAGGAUCUUCAGGGUACAAAUGGAACCAUCCGUGACCCAUGCUUUCACUCUGGAUACCGGAGGAAAAUGAACAUGAGUGACCUUUAUGAGGCUCCCUGCACCAGGAGAUUUGAGGCGACUCUUCCAUUUCUUCCAUUCCCUGAAUUUGAAAUCCGUGGCACUGGAAACUAUCGACAAUGCCGGCGAAGCAUCCUUCAACUCUUUAACAUCAGUUACUGCCCUUACUCCAGCUGUUCCUUCAAUGGGAUUUUCUUGCCACCCCCCCAAGGGAAUUUCGGGGCAUUUUCAGCUUUUUACUAUGUGAUGGAGUUUUUAAACCUUACAUCAGAGGAACAGUCAACUCAUAAAAAGAUGAUUAACACAUUGGAAAAGUUCUGCUCUCGGCCUUGGGAAGAGCUGCAGAUGUAUUUUGGUGAAGUGAAGGAGAAGUACCUGAGUGAAUACUGCUUUUCUGGCACCUACAUCCUCGCUCUUCUUCUGAAUGGCUAUCAUUUUACAGCUGAGUCCUGGAAGAAUAUUCACUUCAUGGGCAAGGUCCGGAGCACCAGCGUCGGGUGGACUUUGGGCUACAUGCUGAACCUGACCAACAUGAUCCCAUCUGAAGAGCCACUGUCCACACCUCUCUCCCACGCCACAUACGUCUUCCUCAUGGUCCUCUUCUCCCUGAUCCUGGUCAUAGCGGUCAUAAUAGGCAUAUUUAUCUUUCACAAGCCUUCGUAUUUCUGGAAAGACAUGGUAUAGCAGGAACAGCUGAAAUCUGCUGGCUGGAGUGAGAAGAAAACUUGGCCAGGGAGUACUUUCCUCCACAGUGGUGUACAAGGCCAGUCUUGACCAGCAUGAAGCUUCCUUGGCUUUUGCUGAAGCCUUUCCAUGGGAGGUAUUUACCACCCACUGCCUCAAGAACUUCCUGGCAGACAUUGUCUCUUUUGUGAGUCUCUCCAAACUCCCCCCUUUCUCUUUUGUACUCUGUGCUUGUGUAGGUCUUGAAGACCUGUCUCCUUUCAUGAUAGUUGCUUUAUAAAAGAACAAUAUUGACUUUAUCCAGAAGAACUGAGAGUCCUGAGUCCUGUGCUGGGAAGUUGCCCUGGCUAAAAGAAGAAUCUUGGGAACUGAUUCAGUUGUGGUCUUACAGACCCUUUCUCUCUCCUGUUUCCCAUUUAUUAAGAAAGCCAUCCAAUGCCUUUGGAGAAGACAGACACAUAUCCCAUGCCCAGCCUGCCCUUUGCAUGGCAGAAUUUUCUAGUCUAGGCAAUGUGUGCUAGGGCGAAAGAGUCUUACAAAGGAAUUUAUGGGAUGUGCAGUUAAUCCAAUAGUUAAUCCAAGACAAAAGAGGGAUGUGGGUUAAGUCACAUAUUCCUGGGUGAUGCCAAAAUGCUAGAGUGGGACACCCAGACCAGAGAUUAUUUAAAAAGCUGCUGUACAUAUACAUAGGCAUUCAAAUAUCAGGGCAUAUUAUCUGGUAGGUGUACACAUGUCAGGAAGAAAAAUACAGUUACAACACAAGGUCAGGAAAGUGUAUCCUCCAACACAUCUAUUGGGGUUUUGUUUUUAUUGCAGUAAAAUGCAUAUAACCUAAAAUUCACCAUUAUGACAUAUACAAUUUAGUGGCAUUUAGUACAUUCACAGUGUUGUGCAACUGUCACCAAUAUCUAAUUCCAGAAUAUUUUCAUCACUAAGAAAUUAUUGGCUGGGGAUAAGACCAUCCUGUGGUAGGCUUGAACCAUCAACCUUUCCAUUUAGCCAAGCAUGCUAACCAGUAGCACCACAAAGAUGCUCACUGAGUUUUAAAGCCAUGCCAUAUAUUACUGUCCCAGGGUUUAAUUUAGUGAAAGAGUUGCAUUAGUGCAGAGUGGCAUGCCUUUUUUGCUGUCAUGGUAUUUACACAACAAAAUGUGCCAGGAACCACAUCUGCAAGUUUUGCUGCCAGUUCUAGGUACUUUUGCUUUAAGCAUCUUUGCCAUAGACAUUUUUGCCACAAACAUUUUCACUGCAAAUAAUUGGUUUUAAAGCAAUUUUGCCAUAAAAGAUAAAAUAAUGGAAAAUCAAAGAGGGAUAAUUAAAAGGACAUAAUGAAACAAAUAACAAAAUUCAAGACUUAUUGUGAAAUAUAAAAUAAUUUGAGUACAUUUAAAGUGUAUGUUGAUUCAUGGCAAUACUGUGCAUAUAACGGAUUUUAUUUUGUGGGUUGUAUCUAAGCACUUGUCUUCCAAGUCUUUCAUUCAUAGCAUUUUAUACUUUUUUUUUUUUUGCUCAUUGAUUUGUCUCCUCGUUCUGCAUCGUACUUUUUCUUUUUUGCUAAAAUUUCUUCCUUCGUAAAGAGCGAUGUAAGUUUCCAAAUACUUAGAGGCAUCUUUGUAACUGAGCUUUGUGUUGUGUUUUGAAAGCUUCUACACGGUUGUUGUUUGUUCUUGGCAUAUUGUCACGUGCCCAUUGAUAGAUGUUCCAAAGUUGUGUGGGAAAUGUGGGUUCACCUCUGCACUUUCCAGGACCUUGGCCUCUUUCUCCUCCACUGUAGUGUGUUUCAAAAUAAGAAACCAACUUUUGGGGCAAAUCACUGUCAUAUGCCAGCUCGAUAAAGCCAUCAAUAAUGUCGCCAACUGGAAGAAAUGCUAACACAUUUCAACCAGUUGAAACCGAACUGUCAAACCAAAAACUGUCAACCAGUUAUUUUAUCUUUCACAGGGAAUUUGCCUUACAGCCAAUUAGUUAUUCGACGAAAAUGUUUAUUGCAGAAGUGCUUGUGGCAGAGAUGUCAAUGGCAAAGAUGCUUAUGGUGAAGGUACCUAGAACCCAUUUCAACAUGUAAUUAAUAUAUGUUGUUAAUGAGAUUUUUGUUUUUUAAUAUUAAGUUUUUGAAAUCUGUUGUGUAUAUUACACUUACAGCACAUCCUAAUCAGCACUCCAUUUCAAGUGCUCAAUAGCCACGUGUGACUAGUGGCUACCAUAUUGAAUAGCACAUGUCUAAAAGUACAUUCAAAGCUAAAAAGACACAGGCAAUAACACCUUGUCUUUCUCUUGAGGGGGGGAAUUUUCUUUGAACAGCUAUAGAUGCUAUAACAUCCUUGCUAUUAUUUAUUAUAUAUGAAGUUUAACAUUAUUCUUAACAAGCUUUUAACAUCCCAGCUCAGAAUUUCACAUUACUCCUCAGGUUUUGUUGCCUUUUUUGUGAAGACAUAGAUGCCUAUUAUUCAGACCAAGAUGCCUGAUGAAAGACCUUUGGGAAAUUUAAUCUGGAUUCAAAGAUUAUACAAGAUAAUUGGAUGCUUAUAUUCUAUGGUCAAAAUGUAAAUUUGAAUAUUAAAAUAAAGAUUAGUCUCUUAAUAGCUCACAGAGCAAAGUUUACCAUAUAAUAGUAACGUUACUAUUAAAAUAUAUUCUCAUUUAUUGUCAGUUUGAAAGA